Ochotona princeps (American pika) is the source of this 2006-nucleotide messenger RNA. RefSeq names its product phosphatidylinositol glycan anchor biosynthesis class W (gene PIGW). Gene Ontology annotation, biological process: protein localization to plasma membrane; GPI anchor biosynthetic process. Gene Ontology annotation, molecular function: glucosaminyl-phosphatidylinositol O-acyltransferase activity. The transcript is spliced from 2 exons. The coding region runs from base 104 to 1618 and encodes 504 amino acids. The record is from RefSeq and is a predicted model, not a curated record. Gene Ontology annotation, cellular component: membrane; endoplasmic reticulum. Lineage: Eukaryota; Metazoa; Chordata; Mammalia; Lagomorpha; Ochotonidae.
GUGAUGACGACUCCAUAGCUGAUUUUCUAAAUAGUGAUGAAGAGGAAGACAGAGUUUCUUUGCAGAAUUUGAAAAGUUUAGGUAAGAAAAAAAAAAAUAAAACAUGUCUCAAAAGCAGAUGAAGGAGGCCUUUGUGAGUAACCACAAUGGAACCAGCGUGCUGGAAAUCACCCAGGGCUUGUGCUAUCCGGCGCUCUGCAUCCUGUGCAGGGGGCUCCUCGUCGUUUUCUUGCAGCUCGUGGGUUCUCCUUCAGAUACCCGGAGCAUGCGAUUCUUCAUUGACUUUGUCAGCUUCGUAGUUCCUAUGGUGGCCACUUUAACUGUUUUGUCUGACUUUAUCGUCCUUGAGAAUCUCACUGUAAUUCUCCUUGGGGCAGGGCUGUUCUAUCAAAUAUACUGGAAAAGGACUUGCUAUCCCAGAUUACCUGUCCAGAAAAUUCUUGAGAAAUUCUUGAAAAUUAGCCUAGAAUCAGAAUACAUUCCGGCCGUGUCUUGUUUCCGUGUAGUUAACAGUGUCUUUACUGCCAUUGCCAUUUUGGCUGUGGACUUCCCACUUUUUCCUAGAAGGUUUGCUAAAGCUGAGCUCUAUGGGACAGGAGCAAUGGAUUAUGGAGUGGGCGCCUUUGUUUUCGGAACUGCAAUUGUUUGUCCAGAGGUCAGAAAGAGAAAAUAUUUGGAUGGGUCCAGAUUUUACUAUUUUACAAAGUCCUUGUACUCUGUUUGGCCAUUACUCUUACUUGGAAUGGGACGGUUAGUCAUUAUAAAAUCCAUAGGCUAUCAGGAACAUGUAACUGAGUAUGGAGUUCACUGGAACUUUUUCUUUACCUUAAUUGUCGUGAAAGUGUUAACAUCAUUGCUUUUGAUUGUUUUCCCUCUAAAUAAGUCCUGGUUUGCAGCCAUUAGCACUAUUGUAUUGUAUCAACUAGCCCUUGACUUUACUCCACUGAAGAGGUUAAUUCUAUAUGGCACUGAUGGCAAUGGCUCAAGAGUUGGUUUAUUUAAUGCCAACCGGGAAGGAAUAAUCUCUACCUUGGGAUAUGUGGCGAUCCACAUGGCUGGCGUGCAGACGGGGUUGUUUGUGCUAAAACGCAGAUCAGAUACCAAAUAUUGGAUAAAAACAGGAUGUUGUCUUCUUCUGGCAGCCAUUAGCCUAUUUGUGUCUCUUCACAUCGUUCAAGUAAGCAUAGAACCAGUGUCUAGAAGAAUGGCCAAUUUAGCUUUUUGUAUUUGGAUAGUUGCUUCUAGCUUGAUCCUUCUUGGUUGUUUAUUACUAGGUGAUAUGAUUUUGAGUUUUGCAAAAUUUCUAAUGAAAGCAGCUCUGGUACCCUGUUCUUGGGAACUUACCCAAUCACCGGCUACAAGUAAGAAGCAUGCAAGGUCUCUAGUCCCUGAAGCUGAUAGAAAAGAACCCAGUUUUUGUUUAAUCACAGCUCUGAACAAAAACCAGCUGACUUUUUUCUUGCUCUCAAAUGUAACCACUGGCCUGGUCAAUCUGACAGUAGACACGUUACACAGCAGUACUUUGGGGGCUUUAUUUGUUCUUACCUUCUAUAUGUUCAUCAACUGUUUAAUUAUAUACAUACUUUAUUUGCAAGAUAAGACUAUUAAGUUCUGGUGAGCAACAGGAUGUAUGCUAAUUUGAGCAGUAUUUUAUUCGGAAAGAAUAAAUGAAAAGGUGCUUUGGAACCCAAUCUCAACAAUUUUAUUAUAUAGAGUGUCAGGCCUUUAACUUCAGUGAGGCUGAAUAUUUUAAUAUAUGUCCACAGUGCAUAAACCAAAUCAAUAAAAAGAAACGUAACCUUGUGAUUUAUUGUGAUUUAUUAUGAUUUAUUAAACAGUUACAAUUUGGAAGAUUGGAGAGUGGAAAGAAGGAAUUUUAGUUUCUAUCUUAAUAUUACCUUUUGCCACUUCGUAUAUUUUCACUGUAUUUUACAAUGUUUAUAUUAAAUGAAAUGUUUGUAUUUAUUUCAGUGUGAACUGUAGAUUGUCAAUAUUUCUUUGCAGCU